Fukomys damarensis (Damara mole-rat) is the source of this 5114-nucleotide messenger RNA. It is a transcript of the gene Mst1r, whose product is annotated as macrophage stimulating 1 receptor. The transcript has 19 exons. Gene Ontology annotation, cellular component: membrane; signaling receptor complex. Gene Ontology annotation, molecular function: ATP binding; transmembrane receptor protein tyrosine kinase activity; protein binding. The record is from RefSeq and is a predicted model, not a curated record. Lineage: Eukaryota; Metazoa; Chordata; Mammalia; Rodentia; Bathyergidae. Gene Ontology annotation, biological process: cell surface receptor protein tyrosine kinase signaling pathway; nervous system development; phagocytosis. The coding region runs from base 411 to 4790 and encodes 1459 amino acids.
UUCUUCUCUGUUCCCAGUUGUGGGAAUUGGUGAGUCAUAGUGUAAACUAGCUCCACCGGAACAAGAGCCAUACUCCUCGAGCCGGUCGGUUGUGGGGGGGCCAAAUGACUCAGGCCUGUUCACUUCUCUCCUCGUCACUCCAUGGACACACACCCUCAGGCCACCGAGAUUUAGGUGCCCAGGAGAAGUUCUAGGAGCCAGACUUCCAAGGAUCCGCGGAGUCAGAGAGCCUGACGUUAGGCAGGCCCCGCCCACAGCUCCGCCCCACCGGCCUUGCCCGCCGCCCUCGGGUCCACUGGGUUGAAACGCUACCGGGAGGCAGGUGAGCAACCUCUUGGUUCCCAGCGCACGUCCGUCUGCGCCCGGGAGAGGCAGGACUCCUGGAAACCUAGGCCAAAGGUCGGCUGCCCAUGGGCUUUCGGAACCACCGCUUCACGCUGUUCCCAGUCAGGCCCGCACCCGCGGGAUCCCCAAGGGGCUCUGGUUGGCCUCAAUGGAGCUCCUCCUGGUCCCUGCUGCUUCUGCUGGUUUUGCGGCUGUCUGCAGUGACCUCCACAGAGAAGGACUGGCAGUGCCCGCGCACGCCCUACACGGCCACCCGUGACUUUGAUGUGAGGUAUGUAGUGCCCUGUUUUUCCGCCGGCGGCCCAGUGCAAGCUGUACUGACUUAUGAGGGUGGCCAGGACGGCAAUGCCGUGUUUGUAGCCACACGCAAUCGCCUGCAUGUGCUUGGGCCUGACCUGCAGUUUGUGGAGAGCGUGGCCACUGGCCCUGCCGGAGACCCAAGCUGCCAGACCUGUGCAGCCUGUGGACCAGGACCCCACAGCCCACCAGGUGACACAGACACACUGGUGCUGGUGCUGGAGCCUGGGCUCCCCGCACUGGUCAGCUGUGGCUCUAGCUUGCAGGGCCGCUGCUUCCUGUAUGAGCUGGAGCUCCGAGAAACAGCCUUGCACCUGGCGGCACCAGCCUGCCUCUUCUCUGCCCACCGAAACCUGCCUGAGGACUGCCCUGACUGUGUGGCCAGCCCCCUGGGCACCCGUGUGACUGUGGUUGAGCAGGGCCAGGCGUCUUAUUUCUAUGUUGCAUCCUCAUUGAACACCACAGUGGCUGCCAACUUCAGCCCCAACUCCGUGUCCAUACGACGCCUCAGGGCUGAUGCCUCAGGAUUUGAAACAGGCUUUUCCGCACUGUCAGUGCUGCCCAAAUACCUGGACUCCUACCAUAUCCAAUAUGUGCACAGCUUCCACUCAGGAGCCUUUGUCUACUUCCUGACUGUGCAGCCUGCUAGUGUGAUAGACACUCCUGGUGCCCUACAAACGCGCCUGGCACGGCUCAAUGCUCUGGAGCCAGAGCUAGGUGACUAUCGGGAGCUGAUCCUCGACUGCUAUUUUGCACCUAAACGUCGCCGCAGGACCCCAGAGGGCAGGCAGUCCUACCCAGUGCUUCAGGCAGCCCAUGCUGCUCAUGUGGGUGCCCAGCUUGCCACUGAAUUAAGCAUCACUGAGGGCCGUGAAGUGCUAUUUGGGGUCUUUGUGACUGGCAGGGGUAGUGGCACUGGCAUGGGCCCUAACUCUGUAGUCUGCGCCUUCCCCAUUGACCUGCUGAACCCUCUAAUCGAUGAGGGUGUGAAACGCUGUUGUGAGUCCCCUGUUAACCCUGGCCUUCGUAGAGGCCUCGACUUCUUCCAGACACCCAGCUUUUGCCCUAACCCGCCAGUCUCGGAGGCCCCUAGCCUCAACAUCAGCUGCCAUUACUUCCCUCUGCUGGUCAGCAGCAGCUUCCCACGUGUGGACUUAUUCAACGGGCUUUUAGGACCAGUGCACAUCACUGCUCUGUAUGUAACACGCCUUGGCAAUGUCACAGUGGCCCACAUGGGCACAACUGAUGGGCGUAUCCUGCAGGUGGAGCUAGCCAGGUCACUCAACUACCUGCUGUAUGUGUCCAACUUCUCAUUGGGCAGCAGUGGGCAGCCCAUACAGCGAGAUGUCAGUCGCCUUGGAGACCACUUGCUCUUUACCUCUGGGGACCAGGUGAGGUCUUCCAGGUACCCAUCAGAGGGCCUGGCUGCCACCAUUUCCUCACCUGUAGGGGUUGCCUGCGAACACAGCGCUUCAUGGGCUGUGGCUGGUGUGGGGACAUAUGUGGCAGACAGGAAGAGUGUCCUGGCUCCUGGCAACAGGAUCACUGUCCACCUAAGCUUACUGAGGUACAGCUUUCCUGGCAGGGCACAGUUCUACCCCCACAGUGGGCCCCUAAGGGGCAGUACAAGGCUGACUCUGUGUGGCUCCAACUUCUACCGGCACUCUGAUUCUCUGGUACCUGAGGGAACCUAUCAGGUCACAGUGGGCCAAAGUCCCUGCCAGCUGCUGCUUCGGGAUACCUCAGAUCUCAGCCCAGCACCCCGGAAAGACUUCGUAGAGGAGCUUGAGUGUGAGCUGGACCCCUUGCACAGCCAGUCAGCGGGGACUACGAACGUCAGCCUUACUGUGACUAACAUGCUCCCAGGCAGGCACUUCCGUGUAGAUGGCACCUCCGUGCUGGAAGGUUUCUCUUUCAUGGAGCCAGUGCUGACAGCAGUACGACCCCUCUUUGGCCCACGGGCAGGGGGCACCCGUGUCACCCUUGAAGGCCAGGCCCUGUCUAUAGGCACCAGCCGGGCUGUGCUGAUCAAUGGAACUCAAUGCCAAUUGAAACAGGUCAGCGAGGGGCAGAUAGUAUGUGCCACACCCCCUGGUACUUCUACAGCCAGUGUCCCCCUUGGCCUGCACAUAGGGGGUGCUAAGGUGCCUGGUUCCUGGACCUUUCACUACCUGGAAGACCCCAUUGUGCUGGGUAUCACUCCUAACUGUGGCUAUAUUGGCUCCCAUGUCACCAUCCAUGGCCAGCAUCUGACUUCAGCAUGGCAACUAAUGCUGUCAUUCCAUGACGGGCAAAGGACAGUAGAGAACAGGUGUGAUGGGCCGCUUCCGGAGCAGCAUCAGUGCCAUCUGCCUGAAUAUGUGGUCCGAGACCCCCGGGGGUGGGUGAUAGGGAAUCUGAGUGUCCAGGGAGAUGGAGCUGCUGGCUUCACACUGCCCAGCUUUCGCUUCCUGCCCCCACCUCGUCCACCCAGUGUAGGCCUAGCCCCACUGAAGCCUGAAGAACAUGCUGUUAAGUUUCAGUACAUUGGGCUGGAUGCUGUGGCUGACUGCGUGGGUGUGAAUGUGACUGUGGAUGGUAAAAGCUGCCAGCACGAGCUCCGAGGAGAUGUGGUGGUCUGUCCCCUGCCUUCUUCGGUGCAACUCAGCAAGGAUGGUGUCCCAUUGCAGGUCUGUGUAGAUGGUGACUGUCACAUCCUGGGCAGAGUGGUGCGGCCAGGCCCGGGGGGUAUCCCACAGAACAUACUCCUUGUUGUCCUGCUGGGCUUGCUCUUGCUUGUGGUUUUACUGGCUGCUGCACUAGUUUUCAACUACCAGCGUCGGAGGAAGCAACUAGUCCUCUCUCCCAACCUGGAUGAGCUGGCAUCCCUGGACCAGACUGUUAGAGCUAUGCUCCUGCCUGUGCUCUACUCAGGUUCUGACUACAGAAAUGACCUUGGUGAGAUGAGAGAGGUGCUAGAAGCUGGGGCCACACCCUCUCCACAAGCCUAUCAUACCCUCUCCCCUACAGCACUUUCUGCCCUUGAUGGUCCACAUUCUCCCACUGGAGUCCACGGAGAAUCCUUCUCAGGCAGCAAGGAAGGGUCCUGCGUCCCUCUGCUGCGGACAGAAUCCAUCCGGCUCAGGGAUCUGAACUCUGCACUCCUAGCUGAGGUCAAGGAUGUACUGAUUCCUCAUGAGCAAGUGAUCACUCACAGUGACCAAGUCAUUGGCAAAGGCCAUUUUGGAGUUGUCUACCAUGGGGAAUAUACAGAUAAGGACCAGAAUCAAAUCCACUGUGCUAUCAAGUCACUGAAUCGCAUCACAGAGGUGCAGGAGGUGGAGGCCUUCCUUCGCGAGGGACUGCUCAUGCGUGGCUUGCACCAUCCAAAUGUUCUGGCUCUCAUUGGGAUCAUGCUGCCACCUGAGGGACUGCCGCGUGUGCUGCUGCCCUAUAUGCGACAUGGAGACUUGCUCCAUUUCAUCCGCUCACCUCAACGGAACCCCACUGUGAAGGACCUCAUCAGCUUCGGCCUGCAGGUAGCUCGUGGCAUGGAGUACCUGGCAGAACAGAAGUUUGUACACAGAGACCUGGCUGCUAGGAACUGCAUGCUGGAUGAGUCAUUCAUAGUCAAGGUGGCUGACUUUGGUCUGGCCCGUGACAUCCUGGACAAGGAUUAUUACAGUGUCCGUCAGCAGCACCAUGCUUGCCUACCUGUCAAGUGGAUGGCACUGGAGAGCCUGCAGACCUACAGAUUCACCACCAAGUCUGACGUGUGGUCAUUUGGUGUGCUGCUGUGGGAAUUGCUAACACGGGGUGCCCCACCAUACCCCCAUAUUGACCCUUUCGACCUCAUCUACUUCCUGGCCCAGGGUCGGCGCCUUCCUCAGCCUGAAUAUUGUCCCAAUUCUCUGUACCAAGUAAUGGAGAGAUGUUGGGAGGCAGACCCAGCAGCACGGCCCACCUUCAGAGCACUGGUGAUAGAAGUAGAGCAGGUUGUGGCCUCCCUGCUUGGGGACCACUAUGUGCAGCUGUCCACAGCCUACGUGAACCUGGGCCCUGGCAACUUGAACGAGGCAAAUCUGCUUCCAGGACAUCCACGGUCCUCGCCUGUGCACAGGAGCAUGUCUAGGCCCCGACCCCUCUCAGAGCCACCUCUGCUUACUUGACCUAGGUCCUGGGAAGGCCCAUGGGGGCUGAACUUGCUUAGUGGCCUUGAACUAACCCCCAGUGGCAUCUGGGCUGUUCCAGGCUAGAGGAUAUGGUGUUUCUACUUUGUUCCUGCCCUUUAAUUUUCAGAGAGGGAAGGAGGCCACAUAGGUCUCUCACUGCACAGUGAGCCCAUGAGAGCAACCAUUCUACAGCAUGUUUUUAUGGAGCACCUUCUGUACCAUGCCUGCUGGGCACAGAGGACUCAGCAGUGACACAGAGACACUCACCUUUGAGCCAAUAAAAAAAAGAAUAUUCACAUAUAAACUGUGGAAAAUGUUGUG